Molecule: messenger RNA, 1159 nt
Organism: Lagopus muta (rock ptarmigan)
Lineage: Eukaryota; Metazoa; Chordata; Aves; Galliformes; Phasianidae
Product: fibrinogen-like protein 1
Exons: 8
Coding region: 146-1156 (336 amino acids)
Source: RefSeq, a predicted model, not a curated record
AUGUGGGCCAUCUGGAAAGGAAAAUCUACUCAGCCUUUAGAAAGAAAGCCAGGAUUAUGAUCACUUUAUUUUGCAGUUGACUUUCAAGAGAGAUAUUCGUAUCAGGAGGAGGUCUGAAGGAAAGGCGAGUUGCAGGUGAUAAGAGAUGAGUGUGUUGAUGUCCUGGUGGCUGCUGCUCCUUCUGGUCAACUUUGGCUCAUCUGCACCCAGGUUUUCGGAAAAUGAUAUUUGUUUCCUAGACAACAGUAAAUUGAGGCAAAGGUUAAAACAUCUUCAAGAUCUGCUUUACUUAUAUGAACUGCAGCUGAAGGACAUCCUGGAGAACAGUUAUCAUAGGACAAAAAGUGGGCUCUUCUCAGGCAAUGGGAGCAUACAGCUUGAGACUCCUUUACCCACAACCAGUGGAAAUUUGAUAGUCUAUGACCAAGAUUGUUCUGCAGUGUAUAACAGGAAGAAGACCAGAAGUGGCUACUAUCGAGUCAGGCCCAGGGCAGACCAAGAGCCUUUCCUGGUGUACUGUGACAUGUCUGAUGGUGGUGGGUGGACUGUAAUUCAGCGGCGGAGUAACGGCAGAGAGAAUUUCAACAGGAAGUGGAAUGAUUACAAACUGGGAUUUGGGAAGUUCCAGGGCAAGAAUGAUGAAUACUGGCUGGGCAACGACCACAUCUAUGACCUGCUUGCUAGAGGAGAGAGCUCAUUAAAGAUUGACCUGAUGGACUGGCAUGGGGAACGACGUUACGCAGUGUAUGAAAACUUCCAGCUCACCAGUGAACAGGACAACUACAGGUUGUGGUUUGGCACCUACUCUGGUAAUGCUGGUGACGCUCUGUCUGGUGGAAGCAGUUUUGAAGAUCAGUGGUCAGCCUCUCACAGAGGAAUGCAGUUCACCACAUCUGACGAGGAUCACGAUCGAUUCCUGGCAGGCAACUGUGCAUUGGAAAGCAGUGGUGGUUGGUGGUUUAACAGGUGCCACGCUGUAAAUCUCAAUGGACAUUUCUACACAACAGGGAGGUACAGCGGAUCCCAUGACGACGGCAUUGUUUGGGCUACGUGGCACGGGAUGUGGUACUCGCUCAAAUUCUCGGCCAUGAAAAUCAGGUCUCCGUUCUUUGUUGACGGCGAGAGCGGAGAUGGUGAGGAUGGUCAGGGCAGCUGAAAU